Molecule: messenger RNA, 3175 nt
Organism: Oncorhynchus tshawytscha (Chinook salmon)
Lineage: Eukaryota; Metazoa; Chordata; Actinopteri; Salmoniformes; Salmonidae
Gene: aldh3b4
Product: aldehyde dehydrogenase 3 family, member B2
Exons: 10
Coding region: 1041-2474 (477 amino acids)
Biological process (GO): aldehyde metabolic process
Cellular component (GO): cytoplasm
Molecular function (GO): aldehyde dehydrogenase (NAD+) activity
Source: RefSeq, a predicted model, not a curated record
CCUGAUUGGUUGCCUGGAAACCCGAAGUCUAGGUGGGCAGAGAUGAGUGUUUGAAUCGGGAACUGUUCAUCUCGCCAGCUCUACAAGCCAGAAUGCUAUAAAAGUAUAUUAAGGUACUUUACCGGUUGGUAUGUGAGACAAUAUAUCCACAGGGAAGUAUAAUUACAUGUUGGUAGUGCACUGAGAUUUCUAUCACCUGAAGCAAUGCACAUAACCAUCUGCGUCAAUUUGGCAUGUAUGCAUGCCUCUCCUGCAGGGUGGGUAUAAUUUGUGGAACAUUCCAACAGGAAUCUGUUCCAAAAACUUCGUAAAUAACAAGGUUGCCAACAAACACUUACAAAGUUGUAUAGCAGCAGAAUAAGAUAACGGGGUAGGGAGUGGGCUAUUUAAUUACUUUUUUAAAAUUAUGUUUAUUCCGAAAAAUGUCUGUAUUCACUCUGGUAGCCUAUCGACAAACAUUAAGAAUAAACUACAUGGUGAGUGAUGCCUAUUCGGCAGCUAGGUGGAUUGCUCAUGUUACCUUGUACUUCACGAAGUUUUUGGAACAGUUUCCUGUUGGAUCGUUUCACAAAUUAUACCCACCCUCUCCAGCAUGUAUUUGUAUCGCAUGCUUCAGGUGAUAUAAAUCUAAGCGCUCUACCAGCGCUUUGGGAAAAAAUGUAAUUAUACUUUCCUGUGGAUUUAUUUGCUCAUAUUCCUACCGCCCAAAGGACCAAACUCGCUGAAUGGACCUUGGGACUUCACUACCCCGUUGAAAUUUAAAAUGGUUAACCUGGCUGAAGAAUGACAGAUUUCGUGUUUAUUUCCUCCUGAUUCCGGGAGUAUUCCAACCGGGAUUUCGGGAAAAUCAGGGAAUAUAUUGAAAUUAGCGGAAUUUUGUAACCAUCGUUAUUGUUUAGGGUGGGGGGACAUCCCAAUGAUUCCAGAUAGCACUAAUCCUCCCUGCCUAGACUAUAGCGGUUUAUAGGCUACUGCGCACGCCCGAAGACAUAUGUCAGAAGACUCAAGUUUGGGUCAGGAACAGGCUGGAGGAGCCCUGCAUGAAGACCCUUCUUUUAGAGUGCAUGGAGCUGCUGAAAAGGGCCAGAGCUGCCUUCCAAGCUGGCCGCGCAUUUGACGAGAGCUUCAGACAGGUCCAACUGGAGGCCCUAGUGCGCAUGCUGGUGGAACAUGAGUGUGACUUUGUGGAUGCACUUGGGAGGGACCUCCAUAAGCCGCGGUUUGAGACGGUAGUGUCUGAACUGAUACUGGUGAAGAACGAGGCUCUUCAUGCCAUCAACAACCUCAAGAAGUGGAUGGAGCCGCAACCGGUGGAGAGGAACCUGACCACCACGUUGGAUGAGUGCCUGGUGGUGUGUGAGCCACUGGGGGUGGUGCUGAUUGUGGGGGCCUGGUGUAGCCCUGUUCAGCUCUGUCUGGUACCCCUGGUUGGGGCCAUUGCCGCAGGGAACUGUGUGAUCCUCAACCCCUCAGAAUGUAGUUCUCACACAUCGGAGCUGCUACACCAUCUCAUACCGUCAUACCUGGACAAUGAGUGUUACCAUGUGACCCUUGCAGGGGUGAAUGACCUGGCUGAAAUAGUGGACCUCAAAUUUGAUCAUGUCUUCUUCACAGGAAACCGUGAGGACGGGGGUAGAGUGGCACAGGCAGCAGCCCGCACCCUCACACCCGUCACCCUGGUCUUGGGCGGUGGUAAGAACCCCUGCUAUGUGGACCAGCAGUGUGACAUCCCCACCACGGCACGACGCAUCACCUGGGCCCGCUUUCAUAAUGCUGGGCAGAGUAUGGUAGCACCUGACUACGUCCUGUGCCAUGCCGAGGCCAAAGCACAGCUGCUCCAGGCCUUGCGCUGCUGCCUCCUGCAGUUCUAUGGUUCAGACCCCCAGGAGUCCAGGAGCUUUGGCCGCAUCGUGAACCUGGAGAACGUACACCGCACCACGGACCUGCUGCGGAGGUCUGGCAAGGUGGCUGUAGGAGGCCAAGUGAAUGAAGCAGAUAAAUACAUUGCACCAACCGUUCUGUGCGAUGUGAUAGACUCGGACCCUAUCAUGCAGCAGGAGGUUUUCGGACCUGUUCUGCCCAUUCUGACUGUCAACAGCAUAGAUGAGGCAAUCUCCUUCAUCAGUCGUCGAGAGAAGCCUCUCUGUGUGUACGCUUACUCUAGCAACAGCAAGGUAAUCUCAAGGCUAAUGAGUGAGACCUCAAGUGGGAGCUUCUGCUCCAAUGACAGUGUCCUGCAGAGCCUGAUGGUGGUCCUGCCUUUUGGGGGAGUAGGUGCCAGUGGGAUGGGUUCCUACCAUGGGCGCUACAGCUUUGACACCUUCUCGCACCGGAAAUCAUGCCUGCUCAGAAACAGUUGCAUCGAGUGUGUCACCUACCUGCGCUACCCACCAUAUGAGGAACGCAAUCUGUCACUUAUGACCUGGGCAAGUAGCCUUUCCCAGAAGAGCCAGGGCUGGUGCCAGAUACUGUGACUGUGUGCGAGUUGGAAGACUGAGACCUUUUUACAACACUAAGCCGGGCUGAGCUCUACUGUACUGGCUUGAUUACACAUCCACCAUAGUUAUUGAAACCAUGCUGUAAAUCCCAGUGUGAAAAGAGGAUAUCUGAACCUACAGUACAUUCUGAGGACCAGUUGUGAUAGUUCUCCAAUACGACAAUGUAUUCAGCACAUUACAUUUCUGAUGUAGAACAUGAUGCUAAUGCAGUGACUAUGAUCAGCAAGUUUAUUUACUGCAGCAUGGCAUGAUAGCCCAUCAGUAUAAAUAUUGUAUCUAUGGGAUAUUUUAAGCUAUUCGUCCAGUGUUCUCUGAAAUACUUUAUAAAGAAGCUUCUUGUGAUCCAACCUGUGACAUUUAAAUACAACAAUGUACAUUGUGUGCUUCCAACACAGGAUUAUAACUUGCUCACUUCAUUACAAAAUUCUAAUUCUUUAUUCUGUAAUAUCCUAGUAUCACAGGUUGUUGUAGCAGUUUUUCCAAAUUUCAUUAAAAGCAAUGUGCCACUCAGUAUGUUAAGGUUUAGCCUCUAGCAAAGUCAAACUUGAUUCAAGUCUUUAUUUGAAAUUUAGGGGCAGAUCCAUUACGAGAUAUUCAAGCGUAUACCAUCAAUCUGUCUUUUACAUAUGCCAAUGAUGAAUUCAAUCCUUAAACAGAAUAAAUGUUGUUUCAAAGUU